Molecule: messenger RNA, 1132 nt
Organism: Aspergillus novofumigatus IBT 16806
Lineage: Eukaryota; Fungi; Ascomycota; Eurotiomycetes; Eurotiales; Aspergillaceae
Product: synaptobrevin family protein
Exons: 2
Coding region: 138-899 (253 amino acids)
Biological process (GO): vesicle-mediated transport
Cellular component (GO): membrane
Source: RefSeq, a predicted model, not a curated record
CGGAAACUCUCCUGAUCUUCAGAGUUGAAGGAAUAAGAACUCGGAGAAUAUCUGUUGGGUAUUGAAUCCUACAGUUUAUCCGUCCCUGGAGCGACCCACUCGAUUCGUCGUCCGUUCAGCAAAGGUCUCUCACCAUUAUGGCUUCCUCAUCACAACCUUCGAGCUUCUUGCUCUACUCUUGUAUAGCACACCGCACAACUAUUCUCGCAGAGCAUUCGUCACCCGGGACAUCCUCUACUGCAGCAUCUUCACUAGCAUCCAUUAUCCUCCCUAAGAUCACACAUGACAAGCCCCAGAAGCUCACUUACACACAUGAGCGUCUCUUCGUCCAUUACAUCGCAGAUUCACCCACAGGCUCUUCGGAUGAUGCCGGUCGCCAAGAACCAAACUCCUAUGCACCUCUCAGCUACAUCGUCGUGGCGACCGCCGAACAAGGCCGUCGCAUUCCAUUUGCAUUUCUCCUCGAGAUGAAACGCAAGUUCCUAUCGACUUACCCCCCUUCGAGCACUGAUUUUUCUUCUCUCCCUGCAUACGGCUGUGCCGCUUUCAAUUCGGAGCUUCGUUCUCUCCUCCAGACAUACAACACCGCCCCGCCGUCGGACUCUCUUGCUUCAGCCCGACGGGAGAUCGACAGCGUCCGUGACAUUAUGACAGAGAACAUUGAGCGGGUACUUGAGCGUGGUGAACGGAUUGAUUUGUUGGUCGAUAAGACUGAUCGGCUUGGGGGCAGCGCGCACGACUUCCGAGUGCGUAGUCGCGGUCUGCGGCGGCGGAUGUGGUGGAAGAAUAUCAAGCUGAUGGUGCUUCUGGCUGUUGUGGUGGUCUUCCUCGUCUAUCUUUUCGUCGGUAUGGGAUGCGGCUUGCCGGCUUGGGGGAAGUGUGUUGGGCACAGUGCGUAGGGCUCCUGUCAUUGUCCAAAUCAUCACUCCUCUGUCGCUGAACGAAUGGGAGCGAUGUCCUCUUUCUGUGCACAUACCCUUUCCGACCGUAGAAUGUACGUCGAUCGCUCUGUGAAUUGCCAGCUUACGAUAGCAUUUACGAUUGUGACCUUUUUUGUCCGCCUUGUCUGUGAUAUCGCUUGCCUUGUAUGUACUCUUAUGUCAACUUUAUAUUACUUUUUUAGCCUAUGCAU